Arabidopsis arenosa is the source of this 2038-nucleotide messenger RNA. The record is from the annotation of a GenBank genome assembly. Lineage: Eukaryota; Viridiplantae; Streptophyta; Magnoliopsida; Brassicales; Brassicaceae.
GACGUCGUAGAGAAGGGACUCCGUCGUCAUCUAAGCACUAGGGUUCUACGAGUGUACUGUUGCUCGACCAGUUAGUGGUGAAAAUGGAGAAUCAGGAGCCGGAAAUCGAGAAAUUGCCUCAAGAAGAUGUUCCUGAUCGAGAACCAGACCAGAAGAAGCUCAAGAUUUCAACCACCGGCCAGGAAACUGAUUCCUCGGCUGUUACCGCCGGCGGAAGCAACGUCGCCGAGCGUAGAGCGCCGAAAUACAGACGCCGGAAAGUCGCAAUUAUGUUUGCGUUUUGCGGAGUAGGAUAUCAGGGAAUGCAAAAGAAUCCCGGCGCCAAAACCAUUGAAGGUGAGCUCGAAGAAGCGUUGUUCCAUGCCGGAGCAGUACCUGAGGCUGAUCGAAACAAACCAAGAAAUUACGAAUGGGCACGAUCCGCCCGUACCGAUAAAGGAGUGAGUGCGGUGGGACAAGUUGUUUCUGGUCGUUUUUAUGUUGAUCCGCCUGGAUUUGUGGAGCGUCUCAAUUCGAAGCUCCCUGAUCAGAUUCGUGUGUUUGGGUACAAGCGUGUUGCGCCGUCGUUUAGCUCCAAGAAAUUAUGUGAUCGGAGGAGGUAUGUGUAUCUAAUUCCGGUUUUUGCUUUGGAUCCAUGCGUACAUAGUGAAGCUGAGAUGGUUAGAACGGAAUUAGGUUACGAAUAUGUCAAAUGUGUUGAGUGCUCUGAGAAAGGCUAUAAGAUUCCAGUUGGUGUUAUGGGCAAAGACACUGAGUGUGAUACAAAAUCAUUGGAGAUUCAGUCAGCCAUUUCGUCGAGCAACUUUGAUGCAUUAGGAACUGAUGUCAAGUGUGAAACUUUGAGCUCUAGUGUACCUAAUGUAGAAAGUAACUUAAACUCAGAAGUUCUAGAUGGGGCUGAUGUAUCUGCUACGACCGAGAAAAACCCUGAUUCAAGCUCUAAAGCAGAGGAUAUGGAAGAAUCGAAUUUGGAUUCUUCGAAAGAAUCGAAUACUUUGGCUAAGGUAGAGAUGAACAAUGGGGGAGGAGGAGACAUGACAGAGAGCAAGUUCUGUUAUGGAGAGAAGGAAAAGGAGAGGUUUAACAGAAUUCUAAGCUAUUAUGUUGGUUCACAUAACUUCCACAACUUCACCACCAGAACGAAAGCAGCAGACCCAGCUGCGAAUCGCUAUAUUCUCUCUUUCAACGCAAACACAGUGAUUAAUCUCGAUGGAAAAGAUUUUGUCAAGUGUGAAGUUGUUGGACAGAGCUUCAUGCUUCACCAAAUCCGGAAAAUGAUUGGACUUGCUGUUGCAGUCAUGAGGAACUAUGCACCUGAAUCACUGAUCGAAACUGCUUUCAAGAAGGAUGUGAGAAUCAAUGUACCGAUGGCGCCAGAAGUUGGAUUAUACCUUGAUGAAUGCUUCUUCACGUCUUACAACAAAAGGUUUAAAGGCAGUCAUGAGGAGGUGUCAAUGGAAGAGUACAAGGAAGUAGCUGAAGAAUUCAAAUGGAAGCAUGUUUACUCACAUAUUGGCUCAGCUGAAGAAAAAGAUGGAUCUGUGGCUAUUUGGUUGCAUUCUCUGAACCAGAGAAACUAUCCUGAUCUACGAAGCAAUGAAUACAAACCGGAUGAAGUCAUUGUCUAUAAGAAGAUUGGUGAGGCCUCUGAAGAAAAUAUCCAUGAAGAGAAAAUUACAGUGAAAGAGAACACUAAUGGCACUGCAGAGCUAUUUGUUGUCGAUAAGGUGAAUGAUGAAACCUCUGAAGGAACAAUUAUGGUAGAGAGGACUACACUAGACGAGAAGGCAACCGAAUGAAGCCGCUUUUUAUCUACUGCGGAUCACUGGAUUCAAGCUUCACACCGCAGGACCAAACCGGACUAGUGAGCCAGAUGAGUAACAUCAUGCCUCAGUUAAAAAAUAUAUUUGGACAUUUGUUUAAGUCUGUCCUUUGAGUUUUGUCUCUCAUGACAAAAUUUUGGAAACUCAAGUCAUAUGUUAGCAUUGUGACAUUUUGAUUUUAUUAUAAUGUUACCGAAUAAGUAUUGGCUAUGCCU